UACAUCAGUUGUAUGCUCAUCGCUGUCACGUCCGUGUCAUCGAGUCAUCGCAACCUCUGACAGUUCCAGGUAGCACUUUCGCAAUGAAGAGUUUCUUCAUAAUUUUUACAGUUAUCAUAGGUUUAUAUGCGGUUAUAGCAUCCGAUGAUUGGUCGUAUUGGGGUGAACAUGGUCCGACACAUUGGCCUGGUUUAUGUAUACAGGGGAAAAAACAAUCACCAAUAGCCAUUGUUCCUGAAGAUACCAUUAAAACUGAUCUUGGGGCACUGAAGUUCAUAAGAUAUGAUUUUGCAUUUUCCGGUAAAAUCACGAACAAUGGUCAUUCUGUACAAAUUCAAUUGUCUGGUGUACCGAUCUCUAUUGAAGGAGCAAAUCUUCCAUCCACGUAUACUCUAGAGCAAAUACAUUUUCACUGGCCUGCCGAGCAUAUCGUGGAUGGUAAUCGCGAUGACUUAGAGGUACAUUUUGUUCAUUAUAAUAACAAAUAUGGUAACGUUACUACGGCGUCACAGCAUGAAAAUGGUAUUGCCGUUGUUGCAAGUUUAUUCAAGGUGAACAAUGAGGAGAAUUUAGAGUUAGUGCCAAUUCUGAAAGCAACGGAGUUAAUAUCCAAUAAUAUUGGAGUCAUGGAGAGCACGGUAGCAAUGGAAUCCAUGAUUAUUCCGUACCUUUUUUUGCCAAAGGAUCACACAACGUAUUAUUAUUAUGAUGGCUCUUUAACUACCCCCGGAUGUCAAGAAUCUGUGAUGUGGUUUAUCCUUGCUGAAAAACUUUCGUUAUCGAAACAACAGCUAAACAUAUUCAAAACUGUUAAAUCAAGCAACGGUACCUUGAGCUUCAAUUACAGGCCGACUCAGGAUCUUGGAGAAAGGAAAGUUUAUCAUCAUUUGCUUGGGUAUUCUGUCGCAACUUCCUACACGAGCAAUUUACUUUUCGUGUGCUUUAGUUUUCUGUUAAGUAAAAUCUUAUGUACAAAGUAAUUAAUUUUAUAUGUAAAUUAUGUAAUUUAGUAGAAUACGAUCAGUGUGUCCUUUAUAUUUUUGCAUCAG
Molecule: messenger RNA, 1049 nt
Organism: Habropoda laboriosa
Lineage: Eukaryota; Metazoa; Arthropoda; Insecta; Hymenoptera; Apidae
Gene: CAH1
Product: putative carbonic anhydrase 3
Exons: 6
Coding region: 84-980 (298 amino acids)
Cellular component (GO): cytoplasm
Molecular function (GO): carbonate dehydratase activity; zinc ion binding
Source: RefSeq, a predicted model, not a curated record